Messenger RNA from Anoplopoma fimbria (sablefish), 2389 nucleotides. It is a transcript of the gene stxbp2, whose product is annotated as syntaxin binding protein 2. NCBI's taxonomy places the organism in Eukaryota, Metazoa, Chordata, Actinopteri, Perciformes, Anoplopomatidae. Bases 28 to 1806 code for a protein of 592 amino acids. Gene Ontology annotation, cellular component: plasma membrane; secretory granule. Gene Ontology annotation, biological process: vesicle-mediated transport; neurotransmitter secretion; intracellular protein transport. The transcript has 19 exons. The record is from RefSeq and is a predicted model, not a curated record. Gene Ontology annotation, molecular function: syntaxin-3 binding.
CUAACGAGCCAACAGAUUGCUGUCAAGAUGGCACCGAGUGGGCUGAAAGCGGUAGUUGGAGAAAAAAUCCUCAAUGGGGUCAUAAAGAGCGUAAAGAAGGAUGGAGAAUGGAAGGUUCUCAUCGUUGAUCACAUGAGCAUGAGAAUUCUGUCCUCUUGCUGCAAGAUGUCAGACAUCUUGGCAGAGGGCGUGACCAUUGUGGAGGACAUCAAUAAACGUAGGGAGCCCAUCUCUAGUUUGGAGGCCAUUUAUUUGAUUUCACCUGAGGAGAAGUCGGUUCGUGCUCUCAUUAACGACUUCAAAGACGCUGCCUUUACUUACAAAGCCGCACACAUCUUCUUCACUGAUUCUUGUCCAGAUGGUCUCUUUGCCGAGAUUGGGAGAUCCAGAGUUGCCAAAGUUGUCAAGACUUUAAAAGAGAUCAAUGUGGCUUUCCUGCCUUAUGAGUCUCAGGUAUUCUCCCUGGAUGAUCCAAACUCCUUGCACUCCUUCUACAGCUCUAAGCCAAAUGAAGGAAAAGACAAAAUGCUGGAAACUCUGGCCGAGCAGAUCGCGACCCUGUGCGAUACACUCAAGGAGUACCCUGCAAUCCGUUACCGCAAGGGACCGGAGGAGAAUGCUAGACUGGCUGAAGAGGUCUACCAGCGCCUUAUUGCUCACAAAGCUGACAACCCAAGCAUGGGAGAGGGUGCAGAUAAGGCGCGAUCCCAGCUACUGAUUGUUGACCGUGGGUUUGAUCCCAUCUCGCCUAUUCUGCAUGAGUUGACCUUCCAGGCGAUGGCCUACGACUUGCUAGAUAUCAAACAGGAUAUUUACGCUUACCAGUCAACCGGCAUUGGGAAUUCAAAUGACAGAGAAGUGUUAUUGGACGAAGAUGACGAGCUCUGGGUUCAGCUCAGACAUAUGCACAUCGCUGAUGUCACUAAGAAAGUGACAGAGCUUCUUCGCACCUUUUGCCAGGGCAAGAGAAUGUGCACCGACAAUGCCAACAUCAAAGAUCUCUCUCAGAUGUUAAAGAAGAUGCCUCAGUACCAAAAGGAGCUGAGCAUGUACUCUACUCACUUGCACCUAGCCGAUGCUUGCAUGAAGAAAUUCAAGGCCUCUCUUGAUAAGCUCUGUGAAGUGGAACAGGACCUGGCAAUGGGAGCAACUGAAGAAGGGGAGCCUCUGAAGGAUGCCAUGAAGAGCAUUGUUCCUGUGCUCCUCAACAAUGAAAUUGAGGCCCAUGACAAAAUCCGCAUCAUACUGCUGUACAUAUUCCACAAGAAAAAAGGCAUCGGGGAGGAGAACCUUGCCAAGCUCAUCCAGCAUGCAAACAUCCAGCUCGACAGCAACAUCAUCACCAACCUGCAGAACCUGGGCUGCAACAUUAUAGCUGGGGGCCGCAAUGCUGAGAAAACACUGCCAGAGCGCAAGGAGCGCACAGAGAGCACAUACCAGCUCUCUAGAUGGAUUCCCAUCAUCAAAGACGUCAUGGAGAAUGCCAUCGACGACAAACUGGACAGAAAGCAGUGGCCAUUCAUCUCUGAUCCUGCUCCCGUCAACACAACUCAGACAACAAUCAGCAGUGCACGUUUUGGACACUGGCACAAAAAUAAAUCUCCAACAGAAUGUCGCUCUGGCCCCCGACUUAUCAUAUUUGUGAUUGGUGGGGUGUCGCAUUCAGAGAUGCGCUCCGCCUACGAAGUUACUCGAGCCACUGAUGGGAAAUGGGAAGUGGUGAUUGGGUCUUCUCACAUCCUGACUCCAACCAGCUUCCUUAAUGACCUGAAGAGUCUGGACCAAGUUCCUAAUCCUGAUAGUUAGAUAGAUCCUGAACAAGGAAGAGCACACUGGAAUAAGGGUUUUGUCUUUCAUUUAGGAUGAAUGGUUGCUGGUCUUCUGUCAAAGCAUCUCCGAUGUCUGAAGUGAAACAUGAGGAGAAAUCUUAGAUGUAGUCAUGGAAGGAAACAUUUGUGAUUCUUUGUUUUGUUUUAGAAUGAUAUUUUUAUUGUUUGUUGUGAAUUGGGCUCUGUGUACUGCUGUGAUUGAAAUUGUAUUAAAAUAUUUAAUUAGACAUUAUUAAUAUUUUGAUUAUUUUACUAUUCUCAUUCAAAUUGUUAUUUUUGUUACUACAAUAUAGAUUAGAUUUUCCUAAUUUUGUACUUACAAAUCUAAUCAUUCCCUAAAAACUGGAUCAUCUCCAAAAAAUCUUAUCAAGUUUAAUGUGGAUGUAUAUAAGCCAAUAGAAGUAUGUAUCAAAUAUUUGUGUGUAAUACCUUUUUUUUUCUUCUAGCACCUCUUUUUGCACAUUUACCAUAUGCUUUAAUAUAUUGCUUGGAGCAAGUUCAGUGGGUGUUUCUUUGUUGUUAAAAAUGAGUAAUAAAAGAAACAUGAUAUUCACUUGAAA